Molecule: messenger RNA, 2337 nt
Organism: Nothoprocta perdicaria
Lineage: Eukaryota; Metazoa; Chordata; Aves; Tinamiformes; Tinamidae
Gene: GLDN
Product: gliomedin
Exons: 11
Coding region: 280-1533 (417 amino acids)
Biological process (GO): signal transduction
Cellular component (GO): cell surface
Source: RefSeq, a predicted model, not a curated record
CUUUUAUUGCUGUUGAAUAGGUCAUUUCUCCAAGGCAGUCCUAACAACGUGAAUAGGCCUGCUGAAAGGAAAGCUGCUUGUUAUGAAUAAGAAMAAGUUCCAGAACUGCUGUCAUAAACUACUGCAGCAUCAGCUGAUGAGAAUUUUUUUUUCAGUGCUGUGAAGUUUGCAGAACAGCAAAGUAAUUUAAGUGGGGCAGUUUUUUAAGGAAAAAUGUUGGAUCAUUGAAAGUACUAAUUCUAAUGAUCUGCAAACAGUGAAAAUUCCCAGGUCCGAGUAAUGAUGGAUUUAUGUAACAGCUCAAAAGGGAUAUGUUUAACAGGUCCCCCUGGUCCCCCAGGACCUCCUGGACUGGAUGGAAUGCCUGGUCACAAUGGAUCAGAUGGAGUUCCGGGUAUACCAGGACAAAAGGGUGAACCAGGAUUAAAUGGAAAAAGAGGAAAAAUAGGUGCCCCAGGACCGAAAGGUGAGCAAGGAGCAAAAGGAGAACCAGGAGAGAUGGGUUUACCUGGCAAGGAUGGUAUGCCAGGAAGAAAAGGUGCAAGAGGAGCAAAGGGUGAAAAAGGGGAUGCAAACAACAAUGUGAUAUUGGAAGGUACAAAAGGUGAACCUGGACCACCAGGGCCCCCUGGACCACCUGGGCCCCCAGGACCUCCAGGAAAACGUAAAGGUAAAGCACAACUUCAGGAGAAUAUGUACAGCAGCAAAUGCGCAGGUGAGACAUGUGCUGCUCCAAAUGAUGACACUUUGGUUGGAAAAGCUGAAGAGAGAACCAGUGAUCAUUCAAAAAAACCUGAGUGUGUUAUAACAUCUGUAGGAACUCCURUUCACCUUGUCACUGUGCAACAAACGUUUGGAACUUGGAUGCGGGAACCUGCUAAUAUAAGUGAUGAGCGGAUUUGGCUUACCAUGCAUUUUUCAGGAAACUCUAUAAAAGAAUAUGAGAAUUCCAAUGCGUUGCUGAAUGACAGCUACAGGAUCAUUAACAUCACAGGAUUCUUCUAUGGCUGUGGUCAUGCAGUACAAAAUAAUCAUCUGUACUAUCAAAAGGGAGGAACCAAUGUCAUUCUGAAACUCGGACUCGAUAAAGCAUCAGCGGGCACACUGAUAAUUGAAAAUGCACUAUAUCAUGGUCGUAACUAUCUCUUUUCUAACUCGAAGACGUAUUUUAAUGUAGCAGUGGAUGAAAAGGGUCUUUGGAUUAUAUAUGCCUCAAGUACUGAUGAAAAUAUAAUAGUAGCACACGUUGAUGAAGAGACGUUUUCAGUCAUUCGGCACAUCAACACUACAUAUCCUAAGUCCAAGGCUGGUAAUGCAUUCAUAGCGUGUGGAGUUAUGUAUGUUACUGAUACUAAGGAUAUGACAGUAACGUUUGCUUUUGAUUUAUUGAAAGAGAAGCAGAUAGAUGCAAGUUUUGAAUUACGCUCUUCACARUCUGUUCUUGCUAUGCUGUCAUACAGUUUAAGAGAUAAGAACUUGUAUACUUGGGAAAAUGGAAGUUUAAUGGUAUACCCUGUACGUUUUGGCAGAUGAAUAUGCUAUAGAAUGRUGUGUUGUGGGAGCUAAUCUAUUUGGCUAAAUAGAUUAUUUAAAGCUAUAUCAUACAUAGCAGUUGGGUCUCUUCCCUUCUCAAUAUACAGCUCUUCGCUGAGGCAGUUUUAUGCAUGCAUUACAGGGAGAUCAGCCCCUUUUGUAUAAGUAUGCUUAAAAUUAUACAGGCCAUUUCUGGCUUUUUAGGAGGAGAGUUGUCCAGUAUUGCAGCUGGCACCCAGCACAGACUUGCUUUUGUUUUUCCUCUGUUAUUCAGCCUGUAAUUUACAUUUAAUGUACACUAAUUAUUCCACAGUCAUGUGUUCAGCAGUGACUAUUUUUAACUCACAGUUGCAAUUACCUUAUCUGCAAUCAUUUUCUAGUCGGUGAUUAUGGUUUAGUAUAAAUGUCUAAAUAAUGAACUCUUGUGUACAAAUACAUUUAUCUAUCAUUUUCACUUAAUACUUCCUACUGCCUCUCUGAAUAUUUUUGAUAAUAAUAUACAGCUGUUAAAAAGGAGGAGGAUGGAAGCAGCUGUUUAAAUAGGGAAAAAAAGCAGAAACUUGAAAUCGAUGAGUCUGACCAACCAUUACCUAAUCAAAAGUGAAAUCCAGCCCAAGUAUAARGAGAAUGGGAAUAACAACACGAUUAAGUAUUGUGUUGAGUGAAGGGGGAAGAAAAGUAAUUAGAUAUAAACUAAUAAAAGAUGUCAAUAUAUAAGAUUAAAACUCCAUUUUUAACAGUGUUUGAGUUGCUUGUGUUGCUGCAGACUCCUUCUUCCUCCUCAYGGGUAUGUAAACUAUAGCA